AUGGCAAACUUAGACUUAUGGAAGAUUCUCUUGGUCCCAAGGAAAAAGAGGUGGAGAGAAAACUCAAAGCAUGGGAAGACAGAAAAAAAGCAAAAUCAACAAAUAAGUAAGCACUACUUCUUUGAGUCCCAACACAAAUUCAUGAAGCCAUUCUCUGCAAAAUUAGAGAAAAUAAGACAAGAAGAAUAUGAGAAACUCAAGAACAAGGAAGCUCAUGUACAAGAAGCAGUGGAAAAAAAGAAGGCAGCCAUUGAUGCUCGGUUCCAGAAAAAGACUCUUCAGAUAACGGAGAAAGCUAACAAAUAUCGAUCAACCGGUAAACUUCCAAAGAAGUGCUUCGGUAUAUGUUCAGACUAA
Messenger RNA from Dovyalis caffra, 357 nucleotides. NCBI's taxonomy places the organism in Eukaryota, Viridiplantae, Streptophyta, Magnoliopsida, Malpighiales, Salicaceae. The record is from the annotation of a GenBank genome assembly.